Molecule: messenger RNA, 1086 nt
Organism: Coniophora puteana RWD-64-598 SS2
Lineage: Eukaryota; Fungi; Basidiomycota; Agaricomycetes; Boletales; Coniophoraceae
Exons: 4
Coding region: 1-1086 (361 amino acids)
Source: RefSeq, a predicted model, not a curated record
AUGCCUUUCGAAGGGAAGAAGACGCACGGAGGUGAACAACAUGUCCCCAAACUUACUGUCGAUAACUUUUAUCAUCGAAACAUUGCAUCUAUCAUCAAGGGAGCACUUGAAGACCAUGUCUUUACGACUUACAACACCACUCCCUUUCAACAGCGCUGGAAAACCUCGGAUGGCAGAGAUAUCCGUGUCUACUCUGAAAUAUAUAGCUCGGAUUCUGUCUUGGGCAUGUAUCGUGAAGUCAACACUGCUCCUCGCCCUCCUGGAGAUGAUUAUGAGCGGAUCAUUGUCCCGCUCAUGCUCUUUUCAGAUGCAACACUUCUCUCAAAUUUUGGGCAAGCGUCUCUUUGGCCAAUUUAUCUGUUUGUGGGAAACCAGUCGAAAUAUACUCGUGGAAAGCCAACAGCUAAAGCGUGCCAUCAUCUCGCCUAUAUUCCAAGUCUGCCAGACGGUUGGCAGAGCAAUUAUGCGGAGAUAUAUGGGAAAGCACCUACGAGAGAGGUUCACACACAUCUUAAACGCGAACUAGUGCAUGGUGUGUGGAGAUUGCUUCUGCAAGAUGAGGAGUUCUGUCGCGCGUAUACUGAAGGCAUCAUUGCAAAAUGUGGUGAUGACAUUAUCCGGCGGGCGCUCCUCCGAAUUGUAACUUAUACUGGCGACUACCCUGAGAAAAUUAUCCUAUCUACGCUGAAGUACUUUGCAAAAUACCCAUGCCCACGUUGCCUCGUACCAAAACACCUCCUCUCCAAGAUGGGAACAAUGGCAGACAUGCAACGACGUCUCAAAAUCAGACUUGACAGCAAAAAGCGUCAGGCUUGUGUGCGAACAGCUAGAGGGAAAAUAUUCAAGAAAGGACGUCCUGUCAACUCGAAGCAGGUCAAUGACACGCUGGGUGAGCACUCAUAUGUGCCAACUAUGAACGCUUUUUCCGAGUUUCUUCUUGAUAAAGAAGUCAACUUUUUCGAACUCUUUGUCCCAGACUUCCUGCACGAGUAUGAACUUGGUGUUUGGAAGUCAAUAUUCAUCCACCUUGUUAGGAUGCUGCUUUCAAUUGGAGGCACAUCGGUGACAAGGGUGGACGAACGGUAA